AUGCCCAUGUUCAUGAGGAGCUCCUCCGCUGUCCGGGAGGAAACAUCUGACCUGCUACUGUCAGAUCAGGCCCCGGUUCCCUCAGAGGGGCCAGAAUAUCACCCAUCUGCUCUCAACAUCAUUAGCUCUGAUGUUUUAUACAUUUUUCCAGAGGCACAUCAUCCAUUAAAACUCAGCAAACUGAUUCUGUCUGUUCUGCAGUGUGGUGACAUCAUCCCAGAGGCGAAGGCUGCACCAGAGCUGCUGCCCAGCAGAGCGGAGGCUAGAAGUAAACCAGACUUCCCUGUGACAUUCCCAUCACAGCCACUGUCGGUCCCCAGAUUAUGGCACAGCACGGCAGCCGAGUACACCAUCGCCACGGCAGUGAGCGAUCCACUGUGCAACCUUCCAGCUGUGUUAGGAGGUGUAACGUUCACCUUGGGGGGGGACACUCUGGAUGUUGUGGAGAGGAAGAGGAAGAAGAGGAGGCUGAUGAACAGAGGCCAAACAAAUACAGAACAGGAACAAGAGCUGGAUCACAAGCAGCUGCUCAGAGUCAGGAUUGCACAGGCUUACCGGAGGAUCAGCGGCCCAGCUUGCAUCACUGUGGAUGCAAGUCCUUCCGCAGACAAAGUGCUCCAACAAGUGCUGUUUUUAAUUAGGGGCAAAUGCCACUUGUAA
Molecule: messenger RNA, 660 nt
Organism: Limanda limanda (common dab)
Lineage: Eukaryota; Metazoa; Chordata; Actinopteri; Pleuronectiformes; Pleuronectidae
Gene: cmpk2
Product: cytidine monophosphate (UMP-CMP) kinase 2, mitochondrial
Source: RefSeq, a predicted model, not a curated record